AACUCUCGCUCGAGUCACACUGAGUUUGGAGAGAAGAUACUUUGUUGCUACGCAGUCAGAAAUAUUUGAUCUGAUCUGGUGUGAAAGAGACAGAAGAAAAAAAGAAGUUAGAUUGUAUUGUGUUUUUUGGACACGUUGAGCUUUAAGACUUAAAAAUGGGUGCCAGUGAAAGCAAGAUGACCAUGGCAUCAACACCAAAGCCAGAUCCGAGCCAGCGACUGAAAGCACUGCGUGUAUCAAUGCUCGCGGACCCUCGCUCACCGUCCUGUGGUGUCGACCGCACACCUAUACAGGUGGGUGUGGCUUACUCACCUCUUCCUGUAGUGGAGUCAGUUGGGCCAGUAUUUGUUGACCCCCGCUCACCCACUCCUGGCGUUGCCCGAACCCCAAUAAAGGUGAGUGUCACUUCUCUUGCUCGGCGGCUGAGCACCUUCUUUCUCAACGACAUUAAGAAUGGCGACUCAUCUGCAGCUCCCCUUCCCCCUGUCUCUUUCACCAAACACAUCAGCCUGCCCAGUGUGGAGAAGCAACAAGACAGAGAGCAUCUGCUUCCUCUAGUGAAGGAACAGGACUCGGGCAUCCUCAACGGACAUACAAAUGCUUUGUCUAUCUCUGAGGUUCUCUCUCCUUCAGAGGGCUACGGCUCCAUAUGCAGCAGUCCGUUUGUGCUGAUUGGUGACACUCAGGUGGAGGUGGAUGCUGAGCCCUCGCUAGAAGAGGCGGAGGAGGCUCUGUUUCUUGGUGGUUCUCCUAUGAAGAAGGAGCUCAGUUUGAGUCCGCUUGUAUGUCAAGAAGGCAUCUACUCAUCCUCUCUGGAGGAGCGUCCUCUGACUCCCCUUCCUCCUGCUGAGACUCAACCGAAUGAGGAUCACUCCUAUGCCCUUGUCUCUAUUGUCCCACAAUCCACGGAUUCCUCCACACCUGCUGUUGAAGCUGCCAUGACCUCUGAGGUGGAUGAUGUCUCAUCCCAGACAUCUGACAAGCAGUCUCACCCCCAUCAGGUCACUGUUGCAGUUCCAGAGCAGAUCCAUGAGCAGUUAGAGGUGACCAAACCUCCAACACCUCAAGCAGCUGUUGCCUCCAGCAAAUCCAGCCCAGUGACCAACACCCAAGUUGAAAAUGUACAGCCCAUCAUCUGCUGUCCAAAGUUUGACACCCGUAGCCCCAGUCAGGCUGUUUUUAAGCCCCAGUGGUUGGGCGUGGGGUUUGGAACCUCUGGUGUCAGAGCAAGAGGGGAACAAGGGCGUGGAAAAACAACAGUGUCUUCACCACUCUCCAAAAAAACUGCCACCAACGAGAAUAACAAUAUUGUUGUGCACUCCAAACAGAGGCAGAGAGAAAAAGUUCUGAUUGGCGAGGGCAGAUCCCCUCUGCAAAUUCUGAAGGAGGCCAAUUCGCCCCGGGAACGUAACUCACAGAUGAAGUUCAAAGUGUCCACCCCAGAAAAACAGAGAUUCAACCAGAUGGACAGAAGGGCUCUGAUUCUCUCACUGAACAAGGAGAAUGAGUGAGACAAACUGGAGGCAUGGACAGACGGAGCAUUUUACCCAACACUAUGUAGAUAAUACAUUUUCAUGUCGACUUCAUGCCUUAAAUUGAUUUUCUAAUUUUCUUUGUGUGUUUUUUUUUUUUUGUAAAUAAACUGUGUGUUUUAAUGUAAA
Messenger RNA from Myxocyprinus asiaticus (Chinese sucker), 1661 nucleotides. RefSeq names its product cell division cycle-associated protein 3-like. Lineage: Eukaryota; Metazoa; Chordata; Actinopteri; Cypriniformes; Catostomidae. The record is from RefSeq and is a predicted model, not a curated record. Bases 156 to 1511 code for a protein of 451 amino acids. The transcript is spliced from 7 exons.